UAAUUGUGAUCGAAGGUAAUUUGAUCACUAACUGAUUGAUUGUCUGUCUGGAAUUAAUUUGUAUUUAUUUGUUUUAACUGGGAAAAUUGUGUAAUCAUCUAAUUAUCGAGAUAAGAGUAGAUUAUCCAGAAUUACAUCUUAAAUCGAGUCUCAUAUGAAUAUCUCAUUGAGAGAAACCAGUUUUUCGGUUUCAUAAUUUAUGGUCUCAUCUUUUUUUCUUCUUUCGGUUCUUCCCUUUUUUUAUUCUUCUUUUCAUUUCAAUUUAAUAGUGAAUUCGCCUCAAUUCCAUCAUCACCAUCAACAGUUACAUGAUAAACCCUUGUUAUCUUUCAACAAUCAACGAUUUUUGUCUCAAGUGAAAUUAAUUCAACAUUGAAAUAUCCUCUCAUCCAAAGACAAUGGUAACAAUUUUGUGAGACUUGGAAUCAACUCUAAAAAAGGAGAAAGAAAAAUAGUGGGAGCGUCUUGUUAAUUUGUUUCUUUUCUUCAUUAUCGUAAUUAACAAAUCGCCAUCAUACCAUUUAACAGUUAACCUUCUUAGCCAGAAGAAAAGAGCUUAAUUCUUAAAUGUGCUAAUUAACUUGAUCAAAAUCGAGACAAUUUAUCUCAAUCAGUGUAACUGUGUGAAUUUGUGUCUAUCAUUACAUGAAGAGCCUCAAGUUAAUCAGCAUUUGUCUCCAGUUGAAACAGUAACUAAACAAUCAAUAAUAUCUACAAUUUGUUAAUUUUUAAAGUGACUAUUUACUUGACUUGUUAAACAAUUAACUUUGUAUCAUUUUCUCAGAUAAUUGAUUAAUUGUUCUAAUUGUUUUUAUUCAACGUCACCGGUGGUAGAGAAUUAAUCAUCUCCAUUGUUUCCAAUUUCCACCUUUUUCUUUCUUUGGUCUAACCAAAUAACAAUUAAUUUCCAAAUCACCUUAACAAUUAAAAAAGCAAAUUGUGUUUCUUUUAGUUUUGCUGGACAGCAAUCAAUUUGCAAUUAACAAUGAAUUCACCAAUCAUCACUUCGGACCCUUACCUGUACCGGUCAAGUCAAGUGUCACCAAAUUACACCUUCACCUUUCCCUUUGAAAGGUCAUUCCAAUACACCGAAGCCCGAGAAUGGAUGAGAAAUCAUUGGCAAACUGCCUUCUAUUGGGUCGCCCUUUACCUGGUCUUGGUCUUCGGAGGUCAAGCUUACAUGUCAAAACGUCAACCCUACAAAUUUAAGUCCCUUCUAAUUGUUUGGAAUACUGCAUUGGCUACAUUCUCAAUCAUUGGAACAAUCAGAAUACUUCCAGAAAUGAUUCAUAUGUUGAGAAACUUUGGCUUCUAUCAUUCAGUUUGUAAUCCAAGUUACAUUGAGGUCAAUCGAGUCUCCGGUUACUGGACAUGGGUUUUCGCUCUCUCAAAGGUACCCGAACUUUGUGACACCCUUUUCAUUGUUUUCCGUAAACAAAAUCUACUCUUUCUCCACUGGUAUCACCAUAUAACUGUCCUCUUGUUCACUUGGUACUGUUACGCUGAGCACGUUUCCCAAGCUCGUUGGUACAUUUGUAUGAACUACGUGGUUCAUUCAGCCAUGUACACUUAUUAUGCGCUUCGAGCAUCCGGUUUCCGUGUACCCAAACCAAUAGCCAUGACGAUAACAACCUCACAAAUCCUUCAAAUGAUCAUGGGAUUUUACGUGACCUACUAUGGGUACGAUAAAAAAUCGCAAGGUUACCCGUGCGCUAUAACCUCAGGCUCAAUUAAAUGGGGUCUCCUUAUGUACGCUUCAUACUUUGUCCUCUUUGCCAACUUUUUCAUUAACUCUUAUUAUCGUAAAACCAAAGGUUCAACCUCGCAAAGAGGGAUGAGUGAUUCAUCAUUUGUUAAUUUUGUUCAUAAUCAAAAAACUUCCCCAAUCAAAUCGGAUUAAAUCAAAAUCUUUCCCUCUCUUCAUCUCUCUCUCUCUCUCUCUCUCUCUCUCUCUCUCUCUAAUUUCCUAUUCCUAUUCCGCUUUUCCCUCCCUAACAAUUAACUCUAUCACCUUAAUACACUCAAUAUAUAUACAUAGAAUUGUAUUCCUUUGAUUUAAUUAUCAACGAAUACACGAAAACCUUGAUUGUUAUGUUUCCAGAUAUAAUAUAACAAUUAAAUCUGUAAUCAAAUAAUUUAAAUACUUUUUUUUUUGCUUGUUUUGUAUUAAUGAUAAUUUGUUCAAAUUUUUACUUUAGGUAAUUUAAUUAAUUGCUAAUUAUGUUGCGUUGAUAAAAACAAUUAAAAAUUAAUUAAGAAAAACUAAA
Panonychus citri (citrus red mite) is the source of this 2267-nucleotide messenger RNA. RefSeq names its product elongation of very long chain fatty acids protein 6-like. The record is from RefSeq and is a predicted model, not a curated record. Lineage: Eukaryota; Metazoa; Arthropoda; Arachnida; Trombidiformes; Tetranychidae. Gene Ontology annotation, molecular function: fatty acid elongase activity. The transcript has 4 exons. Gene Ontology annotation, cellular component: endoplasmic reticulum membrane. Gene Ontology annotation, biological process: very long-chain fatty acid biosynthetic process; fatty acid elongation, polyunsaturated fatty acid; fatty acid elongation, monounsaturated fatty acid. Bases 986 to 1900 code for a protein of 304 amino acids.